Messenger RNA from Coffea eugenioides, 665 nucleotides. RefSeq lists its product as uncharacterized. Lineage: Eukaryota; Viridiplantae; Streptophyta; Magnoliopsida; Gentianales; Rubiaceae. The coding region runs from base 295 to 609 and encodes 104 amino acids. The record is from RefSeq and is a predicted model, not a curated record. The transcript has 7 exons.
UCUUUUGCGCCUCCCUAUCUAAUCCUCCUCCUCGAUUUCUUUCUUUUUUUCUUCUCUCUCAUUUUCACUUCUUUUCUUUCCUUGAUUCGCUGUUGUCCAGAUCUUACUCUUCGUGGCUCUCCGGCUCCAUUACUCUCCAUUGAUCAAGAUCUGCCUCUCCGUGGCUCUCCAGCUCCAUUACUCUCCGUUGAUCAAGAUUGGAAGGCAACAGUUGUUCGUCUCAUAUUUUAUGAGAAAAAGGUAGAGAAAAUUUUUAGUGCUUCUUCUCUCCCGCAUUCUCGUUCCUCAUGUAGGAUGCAUAAUCCAUGCCAAAUAUGGCAUCUAGAUGUUCCAGUAGAAGAAGACCCCUCUACUUUGAGAGAAAAUGUUUGCAAGAAUUAUUAUGGUGCUCUUGAUUCUCAUUGGGCAAGAUCCAAAGUCCUAUUGCGGUUGCAACAGGAAGUGAAUAGAUGUGUAGAUGGGCUAGCUAGAUUGGGAGGCAAGAUGGAAUGGCAUUUUGUAAUUUUGGAUUCCUAUCCUCAUGAACUACCUUUUGCUUUAGAUGAAGAUUUGAGGGGAAAUUUUUUUCCUCGUAAUACUUGUUUGGCUUGUACUUGGUGUUUUAUUUAAUCUAUUUGUACCCAAAAAACAGGAAAAUGUUCCAGAGCAUUUUUUUCCUUCUCCUA